AUGGUGCCAGCUGUCGUGGCCACUGAUGACCACGAUACAGGUCACGUCGUGCCCCUCUUGCUGGCACUGACUUUCUUGGUCAUGCUGGCUGCUGUGACUGUAUUGUGGCUGCUGCGCUGCACGCGCCCCAAGCGGAAUGCUUCGUUUGAAGAAAUGCGUGCUGCACGGUCCAACUUUCAAGAGGGCGGUUGCGACUGUGCCCCUCUCACCAUGGAGCUCACAGGUACCAUUGCAUCCUCAGAGGACGCCUUCGCGGUAGAGCCACAGCACACCUUUGGCCCCUACAGGUACGUGCUGAAGGUGGAAAAGGAUGGCUCCAUCGAAGGCCAUGGGCUGCUGCCCCAGCGGCGUGGCUUUGCAGAAGUGCGCGUCAGCGGCAAAUUGCGGCUCGAGACACCGCAGCAGGGCGACGUGCGGUGGAGAGAAGAAGGAAAGAGGACUUCAGAGACAGAGGUACGUGGAUGGAUCUUCUUCCAAGGUGCCCUGGUGCAAGUUGCAGCAGGCUUCUGCACUUGCGACGGCAAGACAGGGGCCUUCCAAAUCCGUGGGUCGAUGCGCAGCGAUGCGGACGUGCCUGAGGAUGGCACGGAACGCGCUUGCGCAGAGAUCCGGGGCACACAAAGUCUGGCAUCAACUGCCGGGACGAUGGCCGACCUCGAAAACAAUGUGGAGGCAGUUCGUACAGAUUCGAAGGUGGCCUUGUCAGGUGUGGCCCAUCUGUGA
This is a messenger RNA of Symbiodinium natans, 723 nucleotides long. NCBI's taxonomy places the organism in Eukaryota, Dinophyceae, Suessiales, Symbiodiniaceae. The record is from the annotation of a GenBank genome assembly.